UUGGACCCUGGGCCGGGCGCACUCACCAGCCUGGGUGAUGUCUGACAGGUCGUAGCUGCGGGCCGCGCCCCGGGGGAAGUGCUUCAAGCGCCGGUUAGACAAGUUAAGGGUCCCGGUGGCCACGGCCUCCUCUAGGGCCCGCUCUGCGCUGCGGCUCCCGGGCAGACCCGGAGACCCUGGCACGGAGAUUGUGGCCGCCGACUCCUCACCCCCGGCGGCGAGAGGGGCCGCUACCGCUGCCGCCAUCCGCUCCCGGCGGCUCCGGCUGCCUGACUGACGGGACCGGCCGUCCCUCCUUCCCCCUCCCCCUCCUUGGAGCCGCCGUAGUCGCCUCAAGGGGGAGGAAAAGGGGUCAGGGACUCCGCGGACCAAUCGUGAUCCGGAGAAGCAUCGGAGGCGGCUAAUCAGAACCCGCCCGGGGGGUGGAGCCUCCGGCGCAGGAGCCAGGCGAGAGGAGGGAGGGGGUGAGAAUGGAGCUCUCGCCAACGGCCGACGCUCCGGGCCGGCCCACGCCGCGCAGCCGCAUCCAAUCACAAUGCUCAGAGUUGGAGAUGGAGCCAAUCAGGUCCUACCAGGAGGCGGGGACACCGGUGCUCAACUAGAAGGGAUAGAGACUGAGAGACCGCAAGCCGGAGACGCUUGGUCCUCUUCUACCGAAGACCAAUCGCAAGCAGAUACAGACGAGUGACUGUCAAGAAGGCCAAUUAGUGCCUCCGGAGGGAACCUGGCCCGGCCUCUUCUCUGAGGGACGGCUCUACCUACCAAUAGCAUGGGCGAGAAGGCGGUCCCUACGCUAAGGAGGAGGCGGGUGAAGCGGAGCUGUCCUUCCUGUGGCCCAGAGCCUGGGGGCCAAGAGAAGAAGGGAAGAGGAAACCCUAUUUCUGUUCAAUUGUUUCCCCCAGAGCUGGUGGAGCAUAUCAUCUCAUUCCUCCCAGUAAGAGAUGUCAUCGCCCUAGGUCAGACCUGCCACUACUUCCACGAAGUGUGCGAUGCUGAGGGCGUGUGGAGACGCAUCUGCCGCAGACUCAGUCCACGCCUUCGAGAGCAGGGUUCUGGGGUCCGGCCCUGGAAGAGAGCUGCCAUUCUUAACUACACAAAGGGCCUGUAUUUUCAGGCAUUUGGUGGCCGCCGCCGAUGUCUCAGCAAGAGCGUGGCCCCCCUUCUAGCCCAUGGCUACCGUCGUUUCUUGCCCACCAAGGACCACGUCUUCAUUCUCGACUAUGUGGGGACCCUGUUCUUCCUCAAAAAUGCACUGGUCUCCUCCACCCUUGGCCAGAUCCAGUGGAAACGGGCCUGCCGCUAUGUUGUGUUGUGUCGUGGAGCCAAGGACUUUGCUUCAGACCCAAGAUGUGACACAGUUUACCGUAAAUACCUCUACGUCUUGGCCACUCGGGAGCAGCCAGGAGUGGUAGGCACAACCAGCAGCCGGGCCUGUGACUGUGUGGAGGUCUAUCUGCAGUCCAGUGGGCAGCGGGUCUUCAAGAUGACGUUCCACCACUCCAUGAGCUUCAAACAGAUUGUGCUGGUUGGUCAGGAGACCCAGCGGGCUCUUUUGCUCCUCACAGAGGAAGGAAAGAUCUACUCUUUGGUAGUGAAUGAGACCCAACUGGACCAGCCACGCUCCUACACAGUUCAGCUGGCCCUCAGGAAGGUGUCCCGUUGCCUGCCUCACCUGCGUGUGACCUGCAUGGCUUCCAACCAGAGCAGUACCCUCUACAUCACGGACCAGGGGGGAGUGUAUUUUGAGGUGCAUACCCCAGGGGUGUAUCGUGAUCUCUUUGGGACCCUUCAAGCCUUUGACCCCUUGGACCAGCAGAUGCCACUCGCUCUCUCACUGCCUGCCAAGAUCCUAUUCUGUGCUCUUGGCUACAAUCACCUUGGCCUGGUGGAUGAAUUUGGCCGAAUCUUUAUGCAGGGAAAUAACAGAUAUGGGCAAUUGGGAACAGGGGACAAAAUGGACCGAGGGGAACCCACUCAGGUACAUUAUCUGCAAUGCCCCAUUGCCCUGUGGUGCGGCCUCAACCAUUCCCUGGUGCUGAGCCAGGGCUCCGACUUCAGCAAGGAACUUCUGGGCUGUGGCUGUGGGGCUGGAGGCCGCCUGCCUGGCUGGCCUAAGGGGAGUGCCUCCUUCGUCAAGCUCCACGUCAAGGUUCCUCUGUGUGCCUGUUCCCUCUGUUCCACCAGAGAGUGCCUCUACAUGCUGUCUAGCCAUGACAUUGAGCACUACCCUGCUUAUCGGGACCUGCCAGCCAGCAGGGUGGUGGGGAGCCCUGAACCCAGCCUGGGGACUGGAGCCCCCCAGGACCCUGGGGGGGCAGCCCGGGCCUGUGAGGAGUACCUCAGCCAGAUCCACAGUUGCCCCACAUUACAGGACCGCAUGGAGAAAAUGAAGGAGAUCGUGGGCUGGAUGCCCUUGAUGGCCGCACAGAAGGAUUUCUUCUGGGAGGCCCUAGACAUGCUGCAGAGGGCUGCUGGCGGUGUUGGCCCAGGCCCAUCAACCCCUGAGAGCUGAUUCCCCAUCUCCUUACCUCACCCCUGGAGGGAGUCCAGCCUGGGCCAGGGGCUAAGGAGAGAUGGCGUGGUGGCAAUGAACACUGUGUGUGCAUGUGGGGAUGGGUCAUGGGGUGGGAACUGCCCAACACGGCAGGGUAGGGCAGGGAACUCUUUUAUAAAAUGUUCAGGGGGCUGCCCAGGAGGGGCCUCCAAUCUGACUAUCAUGGACAAGAGAUUUGAUGGACAAAUAGAAUAAAAGACUGAAGCGAGGCCCCGUUUGGAACCCUGGAGCCUGGGGAGAUUGGGCAGAGGAAGGGGACAGUGCCCACUCAGUGGUCAAAGGAGAACAGGAGCAGCUCAAGCUCUGUUGCUUGAGAGCUGAUGGCACCUGAGUCCUCCGGCUUACUUUCCCCUUCCCACUUUCAAGACCUCACCAGGUCUUUUUUGACUUUGAAGCCCUGGCCCGCCUUCUGGAACAACUCCGUCAGCAUACGCUACUUGGUUCCUGGGUUUGGAUCCUCUGUGUACAGGACCAGUCUUCCACUCCUUCACCUUCCUAAGUCUCCCCUCCAGCCAGAUCCAUGGCCCCCCAUGAAGCUUGAAGGCAGAGCCAAGACCAUGGACUUGCCUGGUAGCUGACAUCUGGAUUCCAGGAAGGAAUCAGAUUGUGGGGGGCCAAGGGAGCAACGAGCAGAGGCUGGGUGUCAGAUACUUGUAGUCAGCUGGAGCAGGAGCAGGGCAAAGGUGGGAGUGCAGGGAGCCUGGUCUCCAGGUCCAACUGGAGGCCCUUGCUGCUGCCGCUCGGCAACUCCCCGCCCCCUCCCCCUACAGCCUCGUGGCUUGUCCACAUCUGGAAGUAGUUAGGCGGCUCCUGUCCCCGGGCUGCCAGGCAGGGUGAGGGGGGAGUAGUGAGGAAGGGAGGCUGAGGAUU
Sciurus carolinensis (gray squirrel) is the source of this 3424-nucleotide messenger RNA. RefSeq names its product F-box protein 24 (gene Fbxo24). NCBI's taxonomy places the organism in Eukaryota, Metazoa, Chordata, Mammalia, Rodentia, Sciuridae. The transcript is spliced from 11 exons. Bases 770 to 2512 code for a protein of 580 amino acids. Gene Ontology annotation, molecular function: protein binding. The record is from RefSeq and is a predicted model, not a curated record.